Molecule: messenger RNA, 1089 nt
Organism: Hibiscus syriacus
Lineage: Eukaryota; Viridiplantae; Streptophyta; Magnoliopsida; Malvales; Malvaceae
Exons: 12
Source: RefSeq, a predicted model, not a curated record
AGAGUUGAUAUCAAUCAAAGCGACGCAGGUGAAGACGAGGACAAUAUCACGAGAUCUACCCCCACCGAAAAAUUCAAUCCUCGUAACGUUUCUUCCAAAUAUGACUUCGUUAAGGUGAAGGUCUGGUUGGGUGAAAAUGCCGAUCAUUAUUAUGAUUUAUCCAGGUUUCUGCUUAGCAGAAUGUUAACGGUCACUAAGAUUCCGAAUCAUGUCGCUGUUAAAAUCGCUCUUGAGCUCAAGAAGCUGCUUAUAGACAACAUCCUUUUAGAUAUCUCGCAAUCCGAUUUAGAGGCUAAUCUUUUUAAGCUAAUACAGUGGCGAGGUUAUGGGUUAGCCUAUGUAAACCGGUACAAGAUGAUGACCAAAUUUCACCAUCAGAGAGUUCCUUUGGUUAUUCUUGUUUGUGGAACUGCCUGUGUUGGGAAGUCUACAAUAGCUACACUACUUGCACAGAGGCUAAACUUGCCAAAUGUCUUACAGACUGAUAUGGUUUAUGAAUUGCUACGCACAGCAACCGAUGCACCAUUAGCAUCUACUCCUGUAUGGGCACAGAAUUUUAGCUCCCCCGAGUUAAUUACUGAAUUUUGCCGUGAAUGCAGGAUAGUUCGCAAAGGGUUGAAUGGAGAUCUAAAAAAGGCAAUGAAAGAUGGAAAGCCAAUUAUAAUCGAGGGAAUACAUUUGGACCCUAGCAUUUAUUUAAUCAAUGAUGAGCUUAAAACACCUACCUCUGUGAAUGGACCACCCCCGCUGUCCAUGGCAUUAUCUGCAGUGCAAAUGGAAAAUAAUUUAACUACUACUUCUCAAAGUAAUACAGAAAAUGGCCAUGACCAUCUUGUGCAUGUGGCUGAAGACGUAUCAGUUGACAAGGUGAACAAAGUCUCAGAAUCUUUAAAGUCAAUCGCUCUAGCAACUGCUUCUGGUGGUAAAGGUGAAACUGUUAAGGUACCAGAAGGAAAUGGAAAUACUGCUAGCAAAGAAAAAUCUGGCCCUAAACCAAUAGUAAUACCGGUAGUACUGAAGAUGUCUGAAUUUAAUCACAAGACAUUACUAGAGGAGAGAAUCGCUACUCAUACAUUAUCCAGGUAUUAA